Penaeus monodon (black tiger shrimp) is the source of this 483-nucleotide messenger RNA. Its product is annotated as protein TsetseEP-like. The coding region runs from base 1 to 483 and encodes 160 amino acids. The transcript has a single exon. The record is from RefSeq and is a predicted model, not a curated record. NCBI's taxonomy places the organism in Eukaryota, Metazoa, Arthropoda, Malacostraca, Decapoda, Penaeidae.
AUGUUGGUGUGGAUCGUCUUCCUCAUCCUGUUCAUCUAUUGCAUGCAAUACACGAUGGGCUGGUCAGUGGCCAAAUACGCCAUCGUGGGCUCCGUGAUUGCAGUAAUCAUACUGGUCGCUGAGGGCUUCCCCGCCAUCGUGAACUGGAGACGGAACAAGCGGCAGUUGCAGAGCCUGGAUCCGCAUCCCUUCCCGGACAACAGUUCUAUGCUCUUCAGCACGCUCUCGUCUGCCAAGAAAAUGCAACAACCGGGGCAACAACCAUUCCCGGACACAAUGCAACAACCAUUCCCAGGCCCAAUGCAACAACCAUUCCCAGACCCAAUGCAACAACCAUCCCCUUACACAAUGCAACAACCAUUCCCAGACCCAAUGCAACAACCAUUCCCGGAAUCAGUGCAACAACCGGGGCAACAAAAUCAAGAUAUUCCCGGUACCAAUCACUCGUGGAAGAACAAAAGGAAAUUCAAUAAUCGCCGAUGA